This is a messenger RNA of Musca domestica (house fly), 6554 nucleotides long. RefSeq names its product MICAL-like protein 1 (gene MICAL-like). Bases 1569 to 5747 code for a protein of 1392 amino acids. The transcript is spliced from 7 exons. The record is from RefSeq and is a predicted model, not a curated record. Gene Ontology annotation, molecular function: protein binding. NCBI's taxonomy places the organism in Eukaryota, Metazoa, Arthropoda, Insecta, Diptera, Muscidae.
CAUUUUCAUUUCCAACACAGAAAAGUUUGGUGGUGCGCGAAUCUCGACGCUUUCAGUCGGCAAUUCUUGUUUUCUUGUGUUGAUUAUUUAUUUUGAUUAAAUUUUCGAUACAAACGUAACAAUAAUUUUGUGAAAAAAGAAAGACAUUCAAAUUAUGAAAUAAGAAAACUUAACUCUAACCGUUUGACUGUCAAUGAACUUUCGUUUCAUUUAAUUUCUUCUAAUUGGACAAUUUACACGAAGUAAGAAAAAAAGAAAUAAACAAAACAUUUGUUGUAAUGAAGUGAAAUUUGUGUGUUUUUGCCACAACUUGUUAUUGUUGUUGUUGGUUUUUGGGGUGGCAGCAAGAGUGUGAGUGACUGGGAGUGUGUGUGUGUGCGAAGUUUGUUGGUGCUUGCCAAAAUUGAAGUCUGUUGAAUUUUUUCGUUGGUGUGUAAAAAUAGUUCCCAGAUUAAGUGUUGGAUUAAACCGUAAAACCACAAUUCAUUAAAGAAAAACAUCUGCCAAAAUUACCAGAAAAAAGUGAAAAUUACAAUUUGUUGUCGAAUGGCUUAAUAAGACAAAAAUAAAUAACCAUUUGCUCUGCGUCAACGUUAAAGCUUGACAAAAACUAAGGAGGAAGAAGAGGAGGUCUGGAAUCCAAUGUGAAGGAUGAUAAAAGUCUGGAUAUAAUGGGACAGUAUAAACCUGAAAUCUUCUGUUAAGAAAGCAGUCAGAUUAAGUGUAAAGAAGAAUAUUAAGAAUUACACACACUCACACAACAGCAACAAACAAAAAUUGAUACAAAACUUUAUGCUAAUCAUAAUUCAAACAGUCAACAUCAACAGCUCCUUGUGUCUUGUUUGUUUUUGAAAUACCCAUUUUUUUAAUGAACAAAUUUUUUGCAAAACAAAACUGCCGCACCGGAGAGAACAAAUCAACGAACAAAUUAAAGGAUAAUUAAAACCCCAAUUGGAAUUGUGUCAUCUAAGAGUAAUUGAUUUUUGAAUUACCUUAACGUUUGAUUUGAAUUGCAAUCAAAAUCCCCCGUUGCAGUUACAACCACCACAAGAACAAUCAACAACAAGAACAAAACAACUAAAGCAUUAUUACAACAACAAAAAAGUAUCUCAUACAUCACUUUAAAAAUUUAAGGAUUUUUUUCAUACAUAUACAACUACAUAUAUACAAAUGUACCAAUACAUUUAAACGUUUUGGUUUGCCGCAGGAGGAGCAGAAGGAGCGAGAACAAAAAUUCAACCUUAAUUUUUUAAGUUCAACAAAAAUACAUUUUUAUUGUGUUUUGUUAAAAAUACAUCAACAAGAAAAUCAAUUAUACAUAAAUCUCAUUUAGAAUUUUAUGCAAAACAAAUAUUUGUUUGUAUGUCUUAAGAAUCUCUUCAUUGUAUUGUUUGUCAAAUUUCAACAACAACAAAAUAUCGCUUAUAUGUCAAUUUGAGGAAAACACCACUUUGCCAUUAUCGUCAACACAUCAACGCAAAAAAUUAGUAACCACAAAAGAUUCUCCUCAUCAACCCAAUGUCCAUGUAUAAUUCAAUAAUUGACGGAUUUUUACAAAAGUAACACAGAUGGCCCAUGUGGUUGGCGUCCCCAGGCGCGAUCCCUGUCGUAAGUGUCAGCUACCCGUGUUUUUGGCCGAACGUUUGUUAGUAGGCAAAAAAGUCUAUCAUCGGACAUGUCUGAAAUGUGCUCGCUGUGGUUCCCAACUGACACCGGGAAGUUUCUAUGAAACGGAGGUUGAUGAACAAUAUGUUUGUGAAACAUGUCCCGAUGAAGAAAUCACCACUGGUGGUGGUGAUUUUGUCACUGCCAAUAGUAGUGCUGCAGAGAAUGUUAGUACAACAGCUACUGCAGAAGCCGAAACAUCGCCAGUACAAAUGCGGCGGGAUCAUCAUUUAGAAGGUGAAUCAGGUUUUGCCACUGCUAGCAGCAGCAGCACCAGAACGGUACGCAGUUCCAUACGUGAUCGUUUGGCAUUCUUUGAAAAACAACAACAACAUUCAGAUCCACUGGAUAGAGAUUGUAAACUAUUGCAAAAAAGUCUCAGCGACGAAGAAAAAUCAAAAUCAUUGCAAAGAAUGGAAAAGCCUUCUGGAAUGACACCCUCAACAUCGGGAGGCUAUAAGAUGAAUUCUGCCUUGUCGAACUUUCUCAAUGAUACCGUUGACUAUGAGCCUGAUAAUGAAACAGAAACUGAUCCCGAUCGUGAUGAAGAUGAAAGUGAAUCGCUGUCAUCUUCCAUACAAAAUUCCAAAAUGGAAACAUCCGAUUCGGAGGAAACAGAUGACUUGACAUCGGUAUCAUUGCCACCGGAAUUACCAAAAUCCCUACCACCACCAUUUAUGGUAGCGGAGCAGCAGCCACAGCAGCAGGAAGAGAAAAAUAAAGAAGAAACCAAUAAACGUUAUACAGCUUCAGCUCAAUUGAUAUUGGGUUCAGAUGCAACAACCUCAACCACUCGGGAACUACAUGCCGAUCAAGAAGAGAAUAUUAUAAGGACCUCGACACCAAUCCAAGCGACAACUGAAUUGGAAAUUAGUGUUACAUCUACCAAGAAAACUACUGACAAAACCAACAACAACGAUGUUGAACAGAAACCCUCGUCCCCCAAGGACCCCGAAACGAUAAUGGCACCCAAAUUAGCCGAUACAAAGAAGACAAUACAGCAAAUAGAAUUAGAAAAUAAUUUAGCUUGUAAAGAAACUAAUGAUAAUGAUUGUGUUACCAAAGACAAAGCAACAGUUGAUGCUUCCAUCGUGGCUAUGGAAACGACAACCGAAGCUGCACAGCAGUUCGAAAGCACAACAGAACCAGCUACAGUAACAACGGAGAAGAUUCCAAUUGAAGUGACCUCCUCCAGUAUCAGUCCUAAGUCAAGAGAGUCUUCGGUGGAGAAAGAACUUGAAACCAGUGAAAAUCAUGAAAAUGUGGAAUUACGCACAAAAUCUCCAACUGAAGAUAGUAUGGAGUCUAGCAUACCAAUGACUGUAGAGGAUAAGGAGACCACACAAAGACUUAGUGUAGUACGUGCUCGUCUGCAACAAUUUGAAGUAAUUACAAAUAAUGAAAAAGAUAAUGAAUCUACUAAAAUUGCAACAACAACAACAACUAAUACAAAAGAACAUCCGGAAGAAAAACAAUUGAACAAAACCCAAACUGUAACUUCAACAUCACCGACCCUAGAAAAUGAGUCCCAAAGCCGCUCUGAACAAGAAAUUGAAAUAGUUAUACCAACACCAGCUCCACGUGAAGAAACUUUGAAAAUGGACACUGAAACUGUUGCAGAAGUUUCAGAAAAAGUCCAGGCAAGCAGCCAAGAAGAACAAAAAGAACUCUUAACUGAAAAAGAAGAAGAAAUCUUAACUAAGAAAGAAGACGAAGUGCCUUUAAAGAUGGAAACAAAAGACAAUGAAAUUUUAGAAGAUAAGAUAAAGUCAAUUGAAGAACAAGAAGAACAACAACCUACAGAAGAAAAACAAGGAGAUAAUUCGACUCAAUUAAAAGAAACACCAAAAGAAGAAGAACAUCCUACAGUACCAUCUAAAGAUAGUUCCACUCCCCAUCAAACUCCAAGUAAAAUUCCCCUUGAAGAAUAUCCCGAGGAUCUAAAUCCCUUCAAAUCCGACGAUGAAGAUGACAACGAACACCAAGCAGGGGAAGAAAAUAAAGAAAAUGUAGAGCUAAGAAAACCAUCAACUCAAAAAGUCAAUUUGAAUCCUUUCGAUUCUUCGGAUGAUGAAAUUGAAUUGGAAAAAUCGCAAAAUACUUCAACAUCAACACCCAAAAUACCACCACCCAGGCCACCACCACCACGUAUUUCGAAAAAUCCCUUUGGCAGUGAAGAUGAAGACGAUGAGGAGAAUGCACCCGCCCAAUUGCGGCGGUCUUCAUUGACAGCGUCGCAAAUCCGGCGAACCCCAGUGCCCACACCCAGAUCCAAUGUAUCGCAAUCCCUAAAUCCCACACCAGAAGCAACACCACGUCUCAGCACAAAGGCCAAUCUGGUGAACAGCAGCAACAACAGUCAUCUUCAGCACAACGCCGCCAACACGGCAGCAACAGCAGCAACAUCACACAACAAUUCUUCAUUUGUUUUACAAAAUUCCAGCGAUUUUUAUGGCAGUAACAACUCAUUGCACAGCCAUCAUAAUCUGUCAUCCGGAGCAACACCCAACAAUAAUCUCUUGCGUAAUUCCGAUAUCAGAUCAUCCAACAACUCACUCAAUCUCUCAGCUGGAGGUACAAUAAGAUCAAGGAAAACUCGCCGAGCUCCAUUGCCACCAGCCCCGGUCAAGGAACUGUUUCCCUCCUCGGAGACCAUCAACACCAGCUCCAAGGCAUCCACACCAAGUUCCAGCACCGUGGGUACCCCCAAAUCUGGGCGCAAGAAGAGACCCGCACCGGCUCCACCAAAGCCAGCCCGGCUGGAACCCAACAGCGUACCACAAAUUCAAAUUGACACCAUUACUACGCAGCCAAAAAACUUGCAUAGUUACCCUCUGCAGAGUGAAUUGGACUCGAAAUUAUCCGACGAAGAGAAAGCUUUGUUGGAGGGUAAGACUAUACAGUCACAGCUGAAUCAUAAUCCCACAGAUCUUUCGCCAGCCACCACCAGGCGUAGUUCGAAACGUUUAAUACCGCUCGAUCAGGAUCUAUUGGAGGAGCAUGCUACGAAUGAAAGUCAAUGUGACGACCUAAAACAUCAACAACAAAACCAGAAAUCCUAUCUCCACGAUCAAUCCGAACCCAAUGUGGUAUAUAGACGUCUCCUCAUACCUCACAAUUUGGAUACCCUCACCCACGAAUCAAAUCCCCUUUUGGAUGAACUAAACAACUCCAACAGCAUCAUGACGGGUGAAAGACAAUUGGAAAAACUUAAAGACAACAAGGAAGCCAAUAAUCGCAAUCGACAAUCUCAAAUAUCGGCCGCCUCAUCAGGGGCCGAAGACAAUGAUCCGCUGUUCAAUAAAUCCGUCCAUGGUAAAUGGAAGAGGCGUAAGGGUCCAGCCCCUGCUUUGCCCAUACCACCCCGACGUGUAUUGCAAAUGUUGCCACUGCAGGAAAUUAAACAUGAAUUGGAUAUCAUUGAAGUCCAGCAGCAGGGUCUCGAGAAACAGGGUGUUAUUCUCGAGAAGAUGAUACGUGAUCGCUGCGAAGGUGAGAAUGGUGAGCUGUUGAAUGCAGCCGGUGAAAUUGCCACCACAGAUGGUGAGAAUUCCAAAGAAGUUGAAGGUCUAAUUCUACAACUGUUCGAAUUGGUCAAUGAGAAGAACGAAUUGUUCCGAAGACAAGCUGAACUGAUGUAUUUGAGACGACAACAUCGUCUGGAACAGGAGCAAGCAGAUUUAGAAUAUGAAAUACGUGUACUUAUGGCCCAACCGGAAUGCAAUAAAACCGAUUCGGAUAAAGCCCGUGAAGAGGCGUUCAUAGAACGUCUGCUUGAGGUGGUGAAAUUGCGCAAUGAAGUGGUGGAAUGCCUCGAAAUGGAUCGUCUAAGAGAAGCCGAAGAAGAUCAGAGUAUUAAACAACGUUUGGAAUCACAUAUUGCAAGCAAACGGGAUGAUGAACCGGAAAAACAGAAAUCCUCAUCCACAACGAAGCUAUCGAAGAAGGAAAAGAAAAAGCAAAAGGAAUCCAAAAAGUUGGCAAAGAAUAAAAAAUUAGAUGCUGAUAAGGACGCCGAUGAAUCCGAAUUGAGUUUGGACAAACAAAAAACCAAAAAGAAGAAGAAGCUCUUAAUCUUCUAAGAAUCCUAAAUCACCUGUUUGAAUGAAGUUGCACUCACAAACUAAGUCGUUUCCUUUUGUUUUUUAUUUAGAAAUCUAUGUGUGAUACCAAUACAUUAUCCAAUGGCCAAUCUUGUUUUUUAUAAUUUUCAAAAAAUUUCGUAAUACCACUUAAGUUAUGUAUCUUCGAAAACGCUGAGUUUCGAAUUGGGAGAAAACCAAGUUUUUUCAUAUAAUUUAUUUAUUUAGAGCAUAUCAAUAUGUAGAGCGGCGUUCAUUUUUUUUUUAAUUACAUAUUUUCAUUUAAAUUACUUUCAAUAUUAUUUUUUAUAAAGAAAAUACUAUUCUAAGUUUCCAGUAAAUAUCCCUCCCACCUUUUUUCUUAAAUUAUUCUAUUUUUUUAGUUUGUUAUUUGAAAUUGAAAAUUUCGUAUAUUUUCCGUAAACCUAUAAACAUUAUAAUAUACGCAAUAUCGUUUAUAAUUUUUAAAAUAUUAUUUUUUUUUUUUUCUAUAAAUACAUAUAUUUACCAUUUACUUUUAAAUCUACUCUAUAAUAAUUGUUAAGCUUUAAUUUAAAAACAUAAAAUCUAUUUCAACAAAAUUCUUAUAUUUUUUCUUCAGAACCACACAAAAUCUCAGUUAAGUGGUUUUCUAUUUAAAAACAAAUAUUGUUAAUGUAAUAAUAUUUCUAUUCUAAUUUUAAGCAUUUAUUUUAAUGUUUGUUUAAAUCAUGUCGCCCAGAACUUUCGAAGAUAUUUAUGUCUAUUUUGUGGGAUCUAUGUAUGUAUCAGAUCACAAUGCAUAUCCUUGGUUACUUUAUUUUUCUU